GUUACAUUCUAGUGUGUAGGAGGGGUACUUGAUUUGACCUACGAUGCCAGAACAUUGAUUCCGACAUAGAUACCCAUAAUGUAAUCUUUUUGGAUUCCUUUAGGCAAUCAGUGUUAGUGGAAAUCAGUGGAAUUUUAUAUUUCUUACAUCGAGGACGUAAAAAGAACAAAUGGAAUUUUCUUAGAGGAUUUCUGGUUUUGUACAUCAAAAUCAUAAUUGUUGUUGAUGCAUAGAAUGUGUUCCUUACUUUCAUUUUUGGAUUAAUGAAGCUUGGAUAUAAUGAACUGAAGAUGGAGGUAUUGGAACCAAUUCUAGUCAACUGUAAUCAUCAUUCUGUAGUACAGUAGUUAUAAGAGUGAAAAUGUCUGGCUCUGAAGUGAAGGACACACCUCCAGCAGGUUCUACCCGCACCCUCAGGUCUGCGUUACUUCGCAAACAGCCAGAAAUAGAGGAAGUUGACGAGGAAGAUACCAGUCCAGAUUCAGACCAAUCAAGUACCACCAUUACUGCAGGGACAGACACACAGCAGGUGAGCGGAGAGAGUGCAGAGUCCGUCUCACCAGAAGAUGAUCUCAAACCUUCACCCCCAUCUCAUAAACAUAAUCAUAUAUCACCAAAAUUGAAACAGUUAACACGUAGUGAGGCACUGUGUGAAGAAUGUGCAAGCCCACCGUUAGAUCCCCUGAAAAGUACGGCAAGUACGUGUAGUUCAGACAGCAGCUCGAGUGGCAUCGGAACUAAAUCCUCAUUUACCUCUGGUUCAAUAUCUGGCAGUUCUUUCCAUGGUCGACUAGAGAAGGACGGAUCUCAGAGUUCAGAGGCAGGGACAUCGUCCAGUCUCUCCAGAGAUUCGAGUGUAGACACACCAUACAAAGACUCUACAGGGAUUGACCUGGAGGACUUUAUCAAGAAGACACUCAAUAAAACACCAAAAGAUAGAAGCAUGUUGAUCAAACUCGAGGUGGAUCUCAUAAAGUUUAUACGAGAACCAAAACAUCAUUAUCUUAAAUUUCCACAAAUGUCGUCAUAUGAUAGAAUGUUAGUCCAUAGAAUAGCCGCAUUCUUUGGGCUUGACCACAAUGUUGACCAGACCGGCAAAUGUGUGAUAGUGAACAAAACAGCUAAUACUAGAAUACCAGACUUUACUUUCCAAGAGCAUAUUAGCAAUGGGGAUGAGUCUAAACCUAAGAAGUUGCUGCAGAGAGGUGGUGGUAGCUAUGAUGAACUUUCGACUCGCAGCCUACAGAAACCUAGUCUUGAUGCUACUCGUGCAAAAUCACUGGAAGAACGACAGCAAGAGUACGAAGAAGUGAGAAGUCGAAUCUUUACUGGACAUGAACAAGCCGAUGCGCAGCCGACUGGGUACUGUCAGGAGGACCCUAAAAUAACUGGGAUUGUGAAGAAAAUAGAACGCCCAAUAAGCCUUGGAAGUAAAGAUGAGAACCCCUGGAGCAGUACAGAGUCUAGUGGUUAUGGGAGUAUAGGAAGUGGUGAAAAAGUUGCACGUAUUCUUGUGCCAAAAGCAAACAGUUUCGGCGGGACAGGGACCUUUGUUCUACAUUCAAAGUCACCUAUGAGAGGCAGCAGUCUUUCCAAAGCUGAUGAUAACUCGGCUGACGAAGACUCUCUGAGCAUGGGAGCGAGUAUGAUCCAACCAAAUUAUGGUUCAUUCAUCAGACCAUAUAUGAUGUCAUCACCCACUUGUAGCCAAUCAGAAGCCUCCUCUCUAACAGGGAGCUCCUCUGGGCUUGCACCAUCACCCCAGCAGCAGCAGCAGCAGCAGGGUAACACAGGUCAGAAAGUAUACUGGGUGGCAUCUGAUCUCAAUUCUAUACCUGCAGGCAGUGUAGUGAUCAAUCCACAGACAGGUAUGCCUUUUGUGAACCCCGAUGGUUCAGCAUACAAGUACAUGCCAGGACAGCCCCUCCCCCAGCCUGUACAACACUACCCCCAGGGUGCCCAGCCACAGGUGUAUCAGGUACAACAACAACAACAAGACUGGACAACUCAAAUCAGUCAGGAGUCUCAGUCGUCACAAGACGUAUGUCAACAGCUGUCGGUUAUGCGUCUCACACCGCAGUCAUCUGUCGACAGCACUGGAGCAGGUGGGGAUAAUAGUGCAUCUGCUGCCUCACAACAACAACAACAACAACAGCAGCCUCAGAUGAUAAUUAAUCAAAAUGUACAGCCUGGACAACAGGUGUUUACUCCACAACAGAUGUCUGGUGGUCAAUCACAGGGUAUGUUUUAUCCUGCAACAGCUGGUCAACAUCCUGUUAGAUAUAUGUGUUCAUAUGGUAUGCCCAGUUCUGGGGUUCAAAGUCAGCAAGGGUUCACGCCCAUGCAGGGCAUGCAGGUAGAAGGAAAUAAUCAGGGGCAACAGUACCCUGCCCACCAAUAUUGUCAACAGUAUAUACAGGGUUUCCAAGGUAAUCAAAUGUAUCCAAUGACCUCUCAAGGUCAGACUAUAGGUCAAGGUCAAAGUGAUGUGAAUUUUCAGUGUGGAUAUAGUGUAACAAGCCCCGUAGAGGGUCAGACUGGUCAAGGAUCUAAUGGAUAUAAUUACCCAGUGCCAUUUAGCCAGCAGCAACAGACUGUAGUUGCGCCUAAUCAGUCUCCAAUGUACUAUACAGUACAAAAUCAACAAUCAACUCAAGCGCCUGUUCAGCAGGGCUAUGUUUAUAGUGGACAGCAAGGGACGACAUAUCAAACAAACACUCCUCCUAGUCAAAACUCCACUGUGACUCCAAAUGUGCAAUUGAACACUGUAGGUGCACAGCCUGUGAAUUUGAACAAUAUGAAUAUGGCGAGUGCUGUGAAUAUAGCCUCGCAGCAGACCCAAGGGAUUGUUCAGGGGUCGGCUGUUGUAGGUGGCGGAGUUCAGGCACAGAACACACAGUAUAUGUCAUCGUUUCAAACAUCUCACCCGAACAUGCAUCAUUCUCAACACUAUCACCACCCGCAGUCAUUCACUUCCCCGAUACGCCCGGUCGCACCUCAAGUGCUGCCCAUACAAGGGGUGCCUGUAGGUAAUACAGCGCCCGCUCAGACGUUCCAGAGUGUGUACAGACCCAAUAUGCAAAUGCCUAUGCAGAUACACCACCAGCAACCGCAUGUACAACAACAACAGACAACAAUGGUGGGGUCAGCAGUGAGCAAACCAGUACAAACUCCUACGCAACAUGUAACAGUUAGUGCUAAAGGCUUGUCAUUUGAAUCAAGCCCCGGGGUGGGGAAGGUGGAGAAUGGGGGUGGUGAAAGUUGUGAAAGUCUCCCAGUGGAAGUACAGAUGGCUAAUACUGUCUACAGGCCUCAUGCACCAAGUCAAGGAGAGAUUCGGCUACAGUAUCAGCCCCAUAGACCUCAGGUACAAACUGUGCAAUUCCCUCACCAGCAACAACCACAGGCAAAUAGAAGUAGUCCCACGGCACCAAAACCUCAGCGAACUAAAAAACUCCGCAGUAGAGAUAGUCAACAAUCCCAGCAGUCAGAUACAGGCAGUGGCAAUGGGAUGGUUAUCAGCAACGUUUUGGAGGUAUGUGACCUGCCGAACCUUUUAGCGCGGGCAGAUUACGAGAAGAUACUACACGAUCUUAUAGUGGCUGGUGCCGACAUCCAGUUCUCUACUGCCGACUCGGUGUUACACCUUAGUGACAUUCAUUGUAACAAUCAGACCAUAUCAUCACCGAAUACACGCGUGUAUGCUGUGUUUGCAGAUAGUUAUUACGCGUCGCAAGCCCUAGAUACACAUUCUAAUAGUAAUAGUAAUUACAAAUUAAGACCCAUAGACAAUAUAUCAGAUUCUCAUGUCUAAAACUUAAAACACAAGAAAAACUGGAGCUGUGUUGAAAAAUGAGAAAAAGACGUGUUGACUUGUUUAACAAAUUGUGUUGUUAUUUUUAUAAAAAAAAUCAUAGUUUUAUUGCCUUUUUUUAUUUGUCUGAGAUAAUAAGGUUAUGUUUCCUGAAGUGUUGGAUUAAUAAUUAUGAUUCCUAUUCUACUGCCAAACUCAACUCGGAUUGGUGUCUGUAACAGGAAGAGACACUGUCCAACAGCUUAAAACAAUAUUGAUUGCUCAUUUACUUUUAUGUUUCCGUUGUUUUUUUGUUUUUUUUCCCGAUAUAUACAUUUAGGUUACAUCGUUAUAUAUGUGAAAUUCUUUACUAAAGUGAUAACAGGGUUGUCUAGCAGUAUGGUACAUGUACAGGGCAUUCAAAAUGUUUCGUAAAAUCUCUUGUUAUGUUAUUAUUUUAUAAUUGUCAUGCCAAAAAUAUCUUAAUAUUAGAAGAAAUUUUUGGUUUAUGCAAUCCUUAUUCUUUACCUUGACACUUACUUUACAGUCUUUUAGUUUGCUAUUCUAAAAAACGUUUAAUUUUUUUUUCUUCUCUCUACUGGUAGAAAUAGAACAGAUUGUUAGUAACAACAACAAAAAUGAUUGUCUCACAUGGACUCUACUGCACAGUUACUACUGCAGCUCUUCUUUUAUGUGCUGACAUUCAACAUGUUUUGUACAAUUUUGUCAUGUUAACUAAAAAACAACAUAAUUACGACUUACUACAUGAUGCAAAGAUGGUCGUCUUCUCUCGUGAGAGCUUCCUGUUAAAAUAUUUUGCCUUUGUUUUUUAAAUGUUUAACCCUUGUAAAAGUUGUCACAAAACUUGUGUUGUGAAAUAAAUAUCUCAUUUUUUCACAUUUUAUUUCUGUCAUUUUUCACAUUAUAAAUUAAAUGAUGGGUGAAUGAGUGAAUGUUUCCAAAUUGAACUCAAUAAAUGUACAUUGAAUUGUUGCAUUUGAUGGUACCCAAACUAUUUUUAAUUUGAAACCAAAAAAUAAACAUUUUUAGGCAAAUUAUUUAGUUUCUGUAAAAUAAUGUAUAAUAUCGGAAUAUGUCUUUGCCUUUAAUUAGAUUAAACUCUUUUACAGUAUUUUAUUAAGCUUUACUUUUAAAUGUUAAUACAGUGAAAAGUGGUCCCAGUGAAUAAUCCAAAUAUAAAGUAAUUCAUGA
Molecule: messenger RNA, 5005 nt
Organism: Ruditapes philippinarum (Manila clam)
Lineage: Eukaryota; Metazoa; Mollusca; Bivalvia; Venerida; Veneridae
Product: cAMP-regulated phosphoprotein 21-like
Exons: 21
Coding region: 362-3814 (1150 amino acids)
Molecular function (GO): nucleic acid binding
Source: RefSeq, a predicted model, not a curated record